Molecule: messenger RNA, 666 nt
Organism: Cercopithifilaria johnstoni
Lineage: Eukaryota; Metazoa; Nematoda; Chromadorea; Rhabditida; Onchocercidae
Source: the annotation of a GenBank genome assembly
AUGUCUGGAAUUGAUUAUACCGGUAUCCGGUCCAAUUCAAUGUUCGGAACGGCAACUGCUAUAACCAAUAUUCCCUCAUCAAGCAAUCAAAAAGCCAUUUCAAAAAGAAAAAAACGUCGUCAUCGAACGAUUUUCACGCAAUUUCAAGUAGAUGAAUUGGAGAAAGCCUUUCAAGAAGCUCAUUAUCCUGAUAUGUAUGCUCGUGAACUAUUAGCUAUGAGAACCGAAAUUGCUGUAGAUCGGAUACAGGUUUGGUUUCAAAAUCGUCGAGCCAAAUGGAGGAAGACAGAGAAAACAUGGGGUAAAAGUACAAUAAUGGCGGAAUAUGGAUUAUAUGGUGCAAUGGUUCGACAUUCAUUACCAUUACCAGAAACAAUUACACGAUCAUCCGAAAAUCCAAAUGAAUCGGCUGCUCCAUGGCUUUUAGGAAUGCAUAAGAAAAGUCUUGAAGCAGCAGCACAUUUGGAAAAUGAUGAAAUUGAUAAGGAAUCGAAUGAGGAUGACAGGUCGGUGGAUGCAUGCUCACCGGAUAUUUCAAAUAAUAAUAAUAAUAAUCUUAAUCAUAAUAUUAAUCAUAAUCAGCAAGAUACUAAGUUAUCUUCCUAUCAUCAAUAUGAUAGUUUACAAUAUCUAAAUAAUAAUACCAAUGCUACUAGGCAAAAUUAG